Molecule: messenger RNA, 540 nt
Organism: Camelina sativa (false flax)
Lineage: Eukaryota; Viridiplantae; Streptophyta; Magnoliopsida; Brassicales; Brassicaceae
Product: glycine-rich RNA-binding protein GRP2A-like
Biological process (GO): miRNA transport
Molecular function (GO): RNA binding
Source: RefSeq, a predicted model, not a curated record
CACCCCAUCACGCACAAAUCGUUAUGUUCUUUACUUAGAAACCACCAACAUUUGUAUUUCAUCUUUCUUUUAGCUAUGGCGUCGCCGACAGAUGUCAAGUUCACGUGCUAUGUUGGCAACCUUGAGUCGGACACAGAUGAAAAAGAUCUUGAGAAUGCAUUUUCUCAGUUUGGCGACGUCAUGGAUUCUAAAGUCAUUUACGAAAGAGAUGAUGAGGAUUAUUAUGAUUAUGAUUAUGAUUAUGAUUCUGACUCCAUGACAAUAAGAAAGGUAUAUGGAUUUGUUAGUUUCAAAGAUGAGAAAUCCAUGAAAGAUGCCAUCAAGGGAAUGAACGGUAAGAAGCUCGGUUUAAAGACCAUUAAUGUGCAAGAGUCUCACUCAUCUCGGAGGAGUCGUCGUCCUGUUGGACGUGCUGGUUCAAAAAGGGUUUAGAAGAUCAAAUAUGGUUAUAUAAAGAAAUAAGGUUUUUAAGUCUUUGUAACCAGUAAUAAUGACCAAUCAAUAUUUAUGGAAGGUUGGUGCUUUGAAUAAAGUAGUAAU